CAGUCAGCAGAAUGGCGAACGUCGAAUGUAAACAAUUUGAGUUUUGACAAGACAAGGCACUUUCCAGCCUCCUCAGAAUCUUCAAUCUCCAACGGAGUCUUCAAGAGUUUCAAGUAUAAUAGCAUUAGUCUCUCGAACCUCCGCGCUUGUGUCUUAUCAGCUAGUCAUUAUGGAUAUUAUCUCUUGCGGCAUUCGUGUGUGCGGGCAUUAUCUCUAUCAGUGACAACGUGUAUAGUUUGUUUUGAUCUAAGGAACCAUCAAGUGUUGUGCUGAAGUAUUCUUCCAAAUGUACGUUUUUAAUAUUUCCUGCACUGCGACCAAAUCAAGCUAAUUUCAAUGGAGAUCGAAUCAGAGACCGGUUUUCAAGAAAGUCUAUUUUCUCCGAGAAUAGUAACGGAUUUCAAUAUAGAUCUUGAAAAAUCACUUAAAACGGAAGAUGACUUUCUCAAAUUCCACAGUAGCUUUGAUAUGCCUUUCCUGGAAGAUACAUCCUCCGAAUCUGUGCUAGGUUCAGAUGUUUUCAUGGAUUUUAGAAAUGAAGAUGAAACAUUUCCAUGGACCCUUUCAUCAGAUGAUCUCAAGACAAUUUCCUCACAAGAUUUCGACAAUUUUGGGGAAGACAUCAAAGCAGAGCCAGCAUCCUCAGGAUCCUCGUCUGUAAGUCAAACAAGUCUAGAAUCUUGGCCAUCAACUACAAAUAAUGGACAGAUCAAAGUUGAAGUUGAAACACCUCCUAUCUCUCCAGGACAGGAUGGUUACAGCCCGCCUCCUUCUCCUGGCUCAAUAAUAGUCUUGGAUACUUUUCCAACCAGUGAUAUCAGAAUUAUGACUCCCACAGUUUCCUCCCCACCUCCGAUUAGUAGUAACAGUAAUGGCAGCAAUAAUGGAAAAACCACCAAAGUAUAUGUUUCUAUGGCAAGUUUAAAUUCUAUAAAGCCACCCCCCGUAGUACCAGCAAAACUGAUUCCUAACUUAACCCCAGUUCGGCCUAAUAAAGUAUUGGUAUUGCCUGCACCACCUCUAGUCUCGGUUCCUACUGUCACGUCACCACAACAGUACGACUCACAGCUCAAAGCUCUGAAGAGGAAAGAGCGAAUGAUCAAAAAUAGAGAAUCAGCAUGUCUGUCCCGGAAAAAGAAAAAAGAGUAUGUCACAUCCUUAGAAAAUCAGAUCUCUGAACUUCAACAUGAAAACAAGAAGUUAAAACAUAUUAAUAAAGUGCUCUUGGAGCGUUUGACAAGGUAUGAGUCCACGAAUCCUGCCUGCAAAUCCUCCUUUAUCACGAAAACAAAGAAAACAACCGCGGUCUUAGCAAUCCUAUUUAUGAUGUCUCUCAACUUUAAUUCUUUCAGCCUGUUUAGUAGACCACGAGAAGAUCUUGAGUUUACCGAGUCAAAUUUUAGGCAAAGCAGUAACAAUCACAAUGGUCGCUCUCUGCUGUGGACGGAAGAAGAAUCGCUGUUGAUGAACACCAAUAAUUCCAUUAACCAUGAUUUUCCACCUAAUGUGGACUUCAAAAACCGUAGCAGUACACAUCAACCAACUUGUCCUCUGUAUAUAAAUCACACUGAAUCAAUAAGACUGGAUAGCGAACUCAGGCGCUGGAUUGGCGUCGAUCCUGAGGAAGCUGAUAAUGUCAGUGGAACGAAGAGUAUUGAAAAACCUUCUGGCUUUAAGAAUCUACUGAGUCAGCUUAUGCUACCGUACCUUCCAACGAAAUUUACCCCACCAGUUCCAAGACAAAAAUUAAAAUUCAAAAAUAAUAGGAUAGUCAACUCGCGCAUGAACCAUGCUAUAGAUAUCUAUAGUGGUGAACACAUUCCAAACACAAACGAACCAUUACUAGAAGCACUUAAUCGACGCGAUGAUACAUUCUACGUUGUUUCAUUCUCCGGUGAUCACCUACUGUUGCCUGCUCUAGCUCUUAACAAAACCGCUCGACCUAAAAUGUCUUUGGUGUUUCCUGCUCUUUCUACCAAUGAUUCUACAACCAACGAACUAGUCACAAUGAUGCAGAUAGAUUGUGCCGUAACUGACACUAAAGUACUCCAGUUUAGGGAAGCAGUCAUUCCAUUGCAUUUGCGCAAAGCCAAUAAUGUCUCAGGAUCGAACAGUCAACCAGAAAUCCAGAAUCGAGCUUUCAAACCUUUUUUCAUGAAACCAUCGCACAAGUAUAACUCAUUCUCUGAGGAACAACCGCGACCUGUGCGGAUGAGCUUCCCCUGACCAAAGAAUCGUCUGGUUUAAAGUUUCCUUUUUGUUAAUAUUGUCUCGAAACAAGCCUCAGUAGUUUAGUUAGCACAUUGUCAGUGCUUAGUUGGUUUGAAAAGAUCGCUCGCAAUCUCUUCAAAACCCUCUACAAGGUGAACCAAAGGACUUAACAUCUCCAAAAAAAGCAGAAUUAAAGACGAAAAGCAUUUAUAAACCAAGGAAAUAGUAGCCCUCAUAGUUUUGUACAUCUAAGUAAUUUAAAAAUUGUUUGUUAUUCUAGACGUUUCAGUGUUGUUGACAACAACGAGUGUAAUAGACACUAUUAGUGCUAUGUCACAGAAAAGCAAUGUAUAUCGUUUUAUUCUCAGUGGUAGCAUCAAAAGAGGUUAUGUCAUUGUUGUUUCAAUCCAAUUCGAUUUAGUGGAGAAUCCCUAUGGUGACAUCUCUACUAAUAGCAUCUAUUCAACACUCCUUUCUUCCCCGGGUUUUAGCCAUUACUAUUUGCACACAAAUAUAUUUUAUGUCUAAGUUUGUUCCUUAGCUUUUCCUAAGAAGACAGGGAGAAAAAAUCAGCUGAGGACUUAGUACACAACACAGGGCUUACAACAUUGGCACUAUCUUCGGUGAGCCAUCACUAUCUUGCACAGCUCAAUCUAGGUUUUAGUGUGUUAGCCACCACAAUGUGGCUAUAUCUUUCCUCCAAACCAUGAAAUACACAACAAAGAACUGGGUUUAACAUUUGGAGCACUGAUCGUUUGAAACAAGGUCAGGAUUACUGUGAUGCUGAGUGAAAACUCAGAUCCUCAUUCCAGAUUUUGAGGGUCUUUUUUCCAGACAGAAUGCUUCUUAUAUAGGAAGCCCUAGCAAGUGUAUAUUCUAUUCUACCAGGAUAAUUAUGUAUCUUAUACGGUACUAAAGGUAUUUAGUGUAAUAAUAAAUUGGACUCUAUUUUACAAGUAGGAACUACUAAGUCCGGCUCAGUUCAGAAACAACGUAUGUACUAUUAGUUUCCCUAUGCACAUAAGUGUUUUUACCUUGCAAAAUCUGGAAGGGAGAACUGUACAGCCGUGCUAAGGGAGAAUGAACGCUGAAUGAACACUCGAGAGUUGCCUCUCCCCGGACAAAACAUGCAUUUUAAAGGAAAGUUAUGCAUAUUUUUCCAUGAAUUUUACGAAUGAUUUAGAUUAUAUUGCAAACAAAAUUGUCCUCGAAGAUAAAUAUCCACGAUUUUCCCAGUUAAUUUGUAUUUUAUUGAAGUAAAUAUGACUACAUCUGAAGGCUCCAACGGUGUCUUCCCUAGCAAGACACCUGCUUAGUGUAGCUAUUUAACAGUGAAUCUACUUCCUGAGAAGAAAUCAUUUUUAGCAAUGCCUACCUUGAUAUACACUGCUGUCCUCAGAAAUUUAUCCAUGAAAAACUUGAUCAGUAACAAUUUUUUUUUUUUUCUUUUUUUUUCAGAAUUUCUGCUAGAAUUUCUUUGAAUCUGAUAUUUUAGAAAUUAUUUGAGCUAAGUUCCUAUCAUGAAAAAUCAAAAGAAAUUCAAUUUAUAGAACUUUCCUUGAAAAAAUAGACCUUAUAAUGCCUGAAUAACUCAAAAUUCAGUUAUUGGUCCCUUUCCGGUUGGGAAUAUUCUGCAAACAUUUUAGCACUUCAAACGUCCAAAAAUGUAUAAUCUAAGUGGAGUCAUGGUGGUUUGAAAUUUUUAGUCGAAGUAAUGUAGUUUUAAGAGAAAGCUGUUUCGAGUUUUGUUACUUUUGAUCUCACAUGUUCAAGGCUCAAAAUUGUUGGAUUAAGAAAUGAGGAACUUCCGGUCUUUUUUUGGUACAAAAAUAAACUAAACUGCUCGUAACAUAUUCUUCAAAAUAAUAUGCAAAGAGUUUUCUGUAAAAAUUCAAUAAUUGAGUUUUUGACCCAUCGUGACACGAAUAGCUCUCCUGAAAAAUUUGACUGUUUAAAUAAUGAAUCCCAGUCAUUAUAGGCAGAUUGUAAUGAGAAAUCAGCUCUUUUCUCCAUUUAAACCCAUGUAAAAUAUUCAAAUUUUAUCGUACAGCCUGGCAAAUCUUAAUCCUAGCAUCAGAAUUCGCCUUAAGAUUUACUUUAAUUUUUCAGUAAACUCAGUGUAGAUUAAUUCCUAUGUUUCCAGUUUUUUCAACAUGUGAUUUAAAGUACUUUCUUUUUUCAUUUUUCAAUGAAAAUAUCCCCGUUUUUCUAUUGUUUUUAUGUAUUUAUUAAUUUUUUAAUUGAUUUCCUGUUAAAGAUACUUGCAGAAGUAUAUUUGUCCUACAUCUCAUUUCUUCUGUAAGAGUUCAGGUAGAAGACUCAGAUGGUGAUGCACCGUCGAAUGUGAUGGCCCCUUUUUUCCUGUGAUUCCUAGAUACAGGGUGAUCCAAAAGUUCCCCACCUUUCCCAUAAUCCAUAAGGUUUUUACUCUCUUUCAGGGGGCCCCCUCGAAAUUUUGGGGAAUCCUAAAAGUCUUUUUCUUUAACCCAAGAGCUCUCACAAAAUUUCAAGUCUCGAUCUCAAUUUGUUUGAAAGAUGUAGGGCUGAGCCUGGCGCCGAACUUUUGGAUCGCCCUGUAUAUUCACAGGUUUUAUUUGAGUCUGUGACAAACUUUGGUCACAUAUUGUAACCUCAUUCAAAGCUUUAUUGCUGUACAACUAUUCGAGGUAACAACUCGGCCACCAUCUGAAAAUCCAACAAGCUCCAUUCGAAGGAUGUUGAAUCGACCUGGUGAAGCAUUGCACAAUAAUAAGGUAAAAUCAGUUUUUCUUGUGGAAAAUCAAAUGGUGAAAUGAUUUAUUGCAGCUAGGGAAAAGGUGAAAGAAUAAAUAUUCCCAAACUUUUUGCCAACAUCUUGACUGUCUCGAAGUCUAGGCAGCAAUCAGCUAAACCUGGUUUAGUCCAUACCCGUUCUCUAUGGACUUAACUGGAAUAUACAUCAUAGUUAUAAGAUAUUGUAAAUUUUGUUCCGUUUGUGCAAUUUUAUAUGAUUUUGAGAAUUUUUUGUUCUGUUCUUACAUAAAAGAUUUCUAAUAAAUUUUUAUUCAUUUUCUUUGAAAA
This is a messenger RNA of Bemisia tabaci, 5271 nucleotides long. It is a transcript of the gene Atf6, whose product is annotated as bZIP_ATF6 domain-containing protein ATf6. Gene Ontology annotation, biological process: regulation of transcription by RNA polymerase II; endoplasmic reticulum unfolded protein response. The record is from RefSeq and is a predicted model, not a curated record. Gene Ontology annotation, molecular function: RNA polymerase II cis-regulatory region sequence-specific DNA binding; DNA-binding transcription factor activity, RNA polymerase II-specific. NCBI's taxonomy places the organism in Eukaryota, Metazoa, Arthropoda, Insecta, Hemiptera, Aleyrodidae. Gene Ontology annotation, cellular component: nucleus.